Trichomonas vaginalis G3 is the source of this 381-nucleotide messenger RNA. RefSeq lists its product as uncharacterized. NCBI's taxonomy places the organism in Eukaryota, Parabasalia, Trichomonadida, Trichomonadidae. Bases 1 to 381 code for a protein of 126 amino acids. The record is from RefSeq and is a predicted model, not a curated record. The transcript has a single exon.
AUGGAUACAGGAUUUGGAGAUCCAACUCUCUCAAGCACACAGCUCAGACAAAAGGCAUUCAAUGUUAUUAAGAAUGCCGACAGGCCUUUGGCUAGCAUCAAAAUCGAGAAAUGGAUAAGAAACAAUGACUACGAACUUUGGAGUAAAGUUUCAAACAAGUGCAAAGAUUACGUACGAGUUAUUCUGAGCCAAACAAGAGGGGAUUUGAUUGCUAAAUUCAAAGCCCUUAAGCCUGUCGCAGGAAUCGAUAAGCGCUCAACUUUCUACGGAUUAUGCAGUAGAAAGUACCCAUCAGAUGCUUGGGCCACACUAUCAAAUAGUUCAAAACACAGAGUUAAAAAGAAUGACGAUGAUUCUUAUGAAGAUGGGGCUACUAAUUAG